AUGGCCGAACCGGGGCCGGAGCCCGGGCGCGCGUGGCGGGUGCUGGCCCUGUGCGGGGUCGCCGUGUUUUUGGCGGCGGCGGCGGCCGGUGGGGCCCUGGUAGCGUGGAAUCUGGCUGCCUCCGCUGCCCGGGGGCCCCGCUGCCCGGAGCCGGGAUUCAACGCCACAGCGCCGCCCCAGGACCCCACACCCGAAGUCGAGGAGCUGCGGCGCCGGCUGGCAGAGGCCGCCCAGCGCGAGGAGACCCUGGCCAGGCAGCUGGAGCAGGCGGAGAGUGUCCGUCGCGAGUUGGAGGAGGCUCUCAGGGCUUGCGAGAACCGGCAGAGCCGGCUUCAGACGCAGCUAAAGACACUGAAGACUGAGAUGGAAGAAGCCAAAGCCCAGGGAACCCAGAUGGGGGUCGAGAACGGGGAGCUGACAGAAGCCCUGGCGCGCUGGGAGGCGGUGGCCACGGAGUCUGCGCAGCGGUUGGACGAGGUGCUGCGGCGCGCAAGCGCGGCCGAAGCUGAAGGCGAAGUCUGCGCGGCCCGAGAGGCGGCCCUGCGCGAGCGCGUUGUCGCUCUGGAAGCCGAGUUGGGUCCCCAGCGCAGAGGGUCGCGCCCCCGACCCCGCUCAGGGUCCCGAUCCAGGGCCAGCCCCCGCUCGCGCUCUCGCCCCGGGCCGUCCAAGGGUUGCCGGCGGCCGCCGCGGCGAGAAGGAUGA
This is a messenger RNA of Marmota flaviventris (yellow-bellied marmot), 702 nucleotides long. It is a transcript of the gene Ccdc194, whose product is annotated as coiled-coil domain containing 194. The record is from RefSeq and is a predicted model, not a curated record. Lineage: Eukaryota; Metazoa; Chordata; Mammalia; Rodentia; Sciuridae.